AUGGAGGGCUAUGGUGGAACAACAAUGGAGAGCUUUGAGAACGUACUAAACCCCCUCCUUACUGAAGACAACGGAGAGUCCUUUGCUUGCCAGACUUUUUCGAUAGAAAUGUUCUCAGCACCUUCUUUUGGUGCCUUGUUUGAUUUGGACUAUGGUAGUAGCAGCAGCUUUAAGGGAGGAGAGAUGAACCCCCCUUCUUUCCUUUUCGAAGAAGAAAGGGGGACGGUAGAAUCCUCUGCCCUCAUUAGCUCUUGUGACCGUUCUAAGACUCUUAGCUCAGAGAGGAGGAGGAGGGGAACGCUUAAUGAGAGGCUCUAUGCCUUGAGGACUCUAGUUCCCAACAUUACUAAGAUGGAUAAGGCAUCCAUAGUGGGUGAUGCUGUGAUUUAUGUCGAGAAAUUGCAAAGAGAAGCAAGAGAACUCAGAAAAGAAAUCGCUAUUCUUGAAUCGACCAUGCAAAGAGAAGGUGGAGGACAAGCAUCUUACAAUAAGAAUACAUCGUCCUCCUACACCAUUAAACACCAUCCCAAAGCUCAAUCCCUUUGCAGAAAGAUACUUCAGAUGGAUGUGUUUCAGGUUGAUGAGAAUGGGUUUUAUGUAACGAUGAUUUGCGAGAAGAGUGAAGGGGUUCUGGCGGCAACCUGGGAAACUUUGGAAUCCCUCUCGUGCUUCUAUCUACUGUCUUCCAAUUUUGCCACACCAUCCCCGGAACGCACCCUCAUUACAUUUACCCUUCAAAUAGUGGAAUGGCAGAAGAAGAUUAGUGUUCCCGCCGUGGAGCAGCAGCUGACUCACGCCCUCUCGAUGCAUGGCUUUCAAUUCUAA
Molecule: messenger RNA, 825 nt
Organism: Amborella trichopoda
Lineage: Eukaryota; Viridiplantae; Streptophyta; Magnoliopsida; Amborellales; Amborellaceae
Product: transcription factor FER-LIKE IRON DEFICIENCY-INDUCED TRANSCRIPTION FACTOR
Biological process (GO): regulation of DNA-templated transcription
Cellular component (GO): nucleus
Molecular function (GO): DNA-binding transcription factor activity; sequence-specific DNA binding; protein dimerization activity
Source: RefSeq, a predicted model, not a curated record